Molecule: messenger RNA, 1402 nt
Organism: Ipomoea triloba (trilobed morning glory)
Lineage: Eukaryota; Viridiplantae; Streptophyta; Magnoliopsida; Solanales; Convolvulaceae
Exons: 3
Coding region: 360-848 (162 amino acids)
Biological process (GO): jasmonic acid biosynthetic process
Molecular function (GO): allene-oxide cyclase activity
Source: RefSeq, a predicted model, not a curated record
AGUCUUGUUCAUUCAACGACCAGUCAACUCCUCGCACCCGAGGACGAAUUUGAUCAAAUUUUCCGCUCUUUAGGGCUUUCCCUUGAAGAUUUCGGGAUUCCGACUGAUGCUUGGGAGGCUUGGAGAUGCUUCUCAGUUUCCAACAGUGUAAGGAGCUCUAGAGUUACGCGUAGUGGGGUUUUGGACGCAGAUAAGCUGGCUGAUAGUUUUGCUACUAGAGCUGUGAUUAGGAAUGGUGAUGAAUUGGAGAACCAUUUAGAUGUUGCUGGGUUGGACACGAAGCUAGGGCUAGAAUAGGCGACGAAAUUGGAACCAUAGAUGAAAACUUGUACAAAGACGGUGGCCGUAGAAUUAAGGGCAUGAGGCCGCUGAUCUGGUUCCCUUCACUCACGAACAAGGUCUACACCGGCGACUUGCAAAAGCGUGUGGGCAUCACUACAGGGCUAUGCAUUUUGAAGGGGUUACCAGGCAGGCUCAAUCUCAAUUUUCUCAAAUCUGAAACAUACUCCGGCAUCUGGUUAAACGCUAAGGUGGCGUCGAGGUUCCGCCAGUACACGCUGGUGUACGAUGCGCAGUGGCGCAACAUCAGCCUCAACGACUCUGCCACCACGCAAGGCGGAGGGGCACUUCGGCAGGUAGCAGCAGAGGAAGUUGGCGCUGUCGCAGGUCGCGUCGCACUACUCCGGGAACCGCUCGCAAUACACCGGCUUUGGCUCCACGAUCACCUUCUCGCCGCUGAAGUGGGUGCUCAUCAUAAUCUUCGUUGUCCUCGUCACAUUCCAUCUUUGAAAUGGAUUAGGCCGAUUUUGAGACUCGGAGGAUCACAGAGGGUCGAUUUGAAAGUUUAGGAUCAUAGGUGGCGAAACCACUAUACUAGACGGACCUUGGUUGGUAUUAACUCUUGAAAGAAAUUUACAAGAAAAACUAAAAAGCUAAGAAUGCUUGGUUUCUAGGGUUAAAUGUAUAAUCUUGGUGUUUAUUUUUGGAUUUACAACUCCAUGAGGACGUUGAGUGGCAUUUUGUUGGGCAUUUGCAGAGCAAUAAAGUAAUAUCACUGCUGAGUAUGAUGCUAUGAUCUACUUCAAAUAACCCAAGAAUUAGCACUUAGUAGUACUUCUAUUUUAAUCGUUUAAAAAUUAUCUUCCAUGAUAAGAGAAGCCACCCUAGCAAGAAUCUUGUAAUCGACUCUGGAAAUUGUGGUGAUUGUUCCCUUAUGUAUUCUGUGGCAUUUUGGCAUGAGAGAAAUGUACAGUGUUUAAAGGGAUCUCGAACUGUGUAUAUUGAGAGUCCUUUCGUUCUGGUGCAAAGAGGACACUAGCUUUGCUAUUAAAGAAGUUAUAUUCAAUGCUAACUGGUCUUUUGUAAAGAUUUUGUAAGCACCUGCUUAGUGUUUUGUUUGUUA